UCUCUCUCUUUCCUUCACUCACCCUGCCCUCAUCUUCAACCCCUAUCCUCGCGCUCUCUUAUCACCCACCAACUCUAUGAGCCUACCCCGCUACAAGGGCCCGUACGACGUCGGGCUCACUACCCUCGUCCUCCCGGUUCAUCCUACGGCCUCCUAUGGCAAGUGUCGUGUCAGGGGAGAUGAAGCACUCAGGCUAGAGGAGGUCGCAUUCAACGUCUUCUACCCUGCGAGACCCGCAAAUCGCCGCAAGCGAGGAGUUCACUGGCUGGUUCGCCCUUUCUCCCUCACUGUGGAAGGUUACUCAAAGUUCGUUGGCUUUUCGACAUGGAUCCUCGCCCCCCUCUUUUUUCUCCUCGGCGCCUUCGCCAAGAUGCCGGUGUUUGCCAACGCCCCCCUGAGGCAGGAAGAACCUUUCGAAGAAAGUCAGGAGAAGCGUCUCCCCGAUUUUACUAUUGAUGAGAAGAAACAAUGGCCCCUAGUGCUCUUUUCCCAUGGUCUUGCCGGCGGACGGACGACAUAUAGCACUUUCUGUGGAAGACUGGCGAGUAGUGGAUACGUCGUGCUUGCGCUGGAACAUCGGGAUGGCACCGGUCCGAUGGUGUACCCGAAAGACAAGAAUGGAGCUGUGUAUGCGAAACCUUACUCAAGGGUGGACGAGGUGGAAUGCCCCGAUGUUGAUGCGAAGGAUCUCGCGCUCCAUUUCCGUAGGACACAACUCGACUUCCGCAAGCGUGAGGUAUACGAAGCCUACCGUGCUUUCCGUGCUCUCGUGGCUGGUGACAGUGCACACGGCGGCUUGCAGAGUAUCGACGGCUCUCCUGUCGAUUGGGACAUGUUCGUCGGUACAGUUUGCGCCGAAGAGGAUGUCGUACUCAGUGGGCACUCGUUUGGCGGCGCAACUGCCUUCCAUAUCAUGUCCUCCCCGCCACCGGAAGGGUUCAACAAUAUCCCCAUUUCAAGAAGUCUUGUCCUCGACCCAUGGCUUGACCCACUGCCUAGUCCCGGCCCUAAUCCUAGAACGGACGUGCCCAGGCCGAACCUCUGCGUCGUCUUGUCUGAACGCUUCACUCUCUGGAAAGCUCAUUUCGCAAGGACGAGCGAGGUGGUCUCGAACUGGAGGAACGAGAAAGGCACUGAGAGUUGGCUGAUGACCAUUUCUCGCUGUCGGCACGACUCGUUCUCAGAUUUCCCACUUAUAAUCCCCUAUUCACACCCUCGCGGCCGCCUGCUGCACAACGUCAUUCAGCGGAUCUCGCUCGCUUUCCUCACUGAUCGACUAGAGCUCGAGUUCCGCAAAGACGAGCGCUACCCGCUGCACGUCAUCCAGCCCCGUAUUCGCAAGAAGCGCGGCAAAGCACGUCUCAGCGCACCUAAGGGCCGCGUCGUAUGGCACGACUAAUCAUCAUCACCACUAGUACUACCACCUGGAACCACUAUCUUGUCUCAACACCAACUCACCUAGACCAUACGUGUACCAUAUCGUAAUCCUAUCGCCCUGGCAGGGCAGCUAGUCUCUACAUCGGAUACUCGGCACAUAUUGUACAACCACCACACGCGCACAACACCACACACCCACG
Messenger RNA from Dacryopinax primogenitus, 1577 nucleotides. RefSeq lists its product as uncharacterized. The record is from RefSeq and is a predicted model, not a curated record. The coding region runs from base 77 to 1399 and encodes 440 amino acids. Lineage: Eukaryota; Fungi; Basidiomycota; Dacrymycetes; Dacrymycetales; Dacrymycetaceae. Gene Ontology annotation, molecular function: 1-alkyl-2-acetylglycerophosphocholine esterase activity. The transcript is spliced from 6 exons.